UAAUGAUUCAAAAGCAUCUUUUACGACCCGUUUGACUUGAUGAGAAAAGCAAAAUUUGCGCGGUCUCCAUCUGGAGGAUCAAAAACUAAAGUAAAAAAUAAGCGUCGAUACCUCCAGAAUUCGCACGUAUCGAAUUCAUUCGUCUGACUGAGAAUAAUUUCUCCCGAUUUUUAGAUCUUUCGGUACAAGAACCGCAAAUUACGAAUAGAAUCACUGAACAAAUACGACGAUUCUGUUGUAUAGUUGGUGCUUUGAAGGAUAGCUUACUACUAAUAAUUGAGGAAGAUGAAUUUGAUGUGGAAAUCUCCAACUAUUGUGGUUGCCGCGAUGCUGUCGGUCGUGAUUUCCGGUUCGCAUGCCUUCACGACUGUUUCGCCGCUCGUCCAAUCUCCACCAACGGCUGCGUCGGAAAGUAGCACGACGCUUCAGAUGGGUCUGGACAUGGUAACCUACAUGAGAUGCGAAUGGAUAUCGGCGGCUCUUUGUACGAAUCAGACGCCUAGAACUGCAGACGUAGCUCUCGUUCUCGGAUGCCAGGACGGGAGACCCGUCACAUUUGUUCCCAGAACCAUCGAAACUCUCAUCACAUCGUCGUUAGAGACCGAUGGCGUAGUGCCGGUAAACAUUAGGCGACAAUUGAAGACACAAGAAAAGAGUAGAGGUUCUGGGGUUGUCUCACUUGUUGAUCAAAGAGCAGACGACUUGAAGGAAACGGAGGAUCAAUCGGUGGAUGUAGUAUUAAGUUUGCAAUCUGCCGCGAAAAUGAAAGAAAAUGGCCUCGACUGGAAGAAGAGCAUCCAGGAAGCUGCGCGCGUAUUGAAACCCGGUGGCAGGUUUUUAUUUGUGGAGCAAAGCGAACUAGAUGGAGAAUCAUAUCUUGAGUAUGUUGGCAACCUCGGAACAGCUAUCGUGACGAAGACAGAAACCGAUGACGGCGAUGAUGACGAAAGUAUGAGUGAAGUUUACCCCGCCUUCGAAUGCAUGGGUUACGACGACGUGGAUCUCGUCUUGGUACCUCACGUUGCAGCUGUCUUUGUCAAGGCGGAAGAUGCUGGAUUGACCGAUGCGCAACGAGCGGAGAAGGAGUCGAAAGUGGAAGAAGAGCGUAUGGCCGAACUUUCGAUUUCUGCAUUUGAGCGAGGAAUCAAGAAGAGGAGACGAAAGAAGAAGAAAAAAACUGAGGAAUAGUUGUCAUGAUAUGUUGACAAAUCAAAUAUGCGCAAAGCA
Messenger RNA from Pseudo-nitzschia multistriata, 1227 nucleotides. Lineage: Eukaryota; Bacillariophyta; Bacillariophyceae; Bacillariales; Bacillariaceae. The record is from the annotation of a GenBank genome assembly.